AUGGCAAAAAAGGAAGAAACUAAAUUUCGCCAAGGACUUAUUACAGAUACAUCGCUUAUCCGAGAGCAGAUGAAGGCUAUGAAUCUGACAAGAGACGUCGAUGUCCAGCAAAUUCAUCUGGGUAAUAGGCAACUAGAAGAAGUGAGCGACCUACGGAGAUACAAAUACUUGUCUAUCCUGUAUCUCAAUGAUAAUAAGAUUCGAGAAGUAGCAUUUUUAUCCCGCAAUUAUAAUUUAACAGAAUUACACCUAAAUAACAACAAUCUGAAAAGCUUAGCUGGCGGACUCAAACAGUUACACAGUCUGAAGGUCUUAGCGCUACAUUGCAAUCAAUUAACAGAACUAGCUGAUAUUGGAAGUGAAUGCAAAUAUAUGAAUUGUUUAAAUUAUUUAAAUCUAUAUGGUAAUCCACUCGCCCAUCAUCCGUAUUAUCGCUAUUUUGUUAUUUUUACAAUUCCCUCGUUGAAACAUUUUGAUCGAAUCGAAGUAUCUGAGGACGAAAGGAAAACUGUAAAUGAAAUUUAUGAUGAUAAAGCUGAAACAAUUCGCAAAAGUAUUGCAUUUGGAAAGCGUACGGAAAAGCAGGAAACGCAAAUGCCUAAUGAAGAUUAUUUAAAUGACCGGAAUCAGAGAUAUCCAGUCUAUACUAAUUCUCUCACAUCAGAUCGGUCAACUAGAAGAGAAAUUACUCUAAGUGAAACAAAUACCCUUGAAAUUUUAGAAAGGACGAGAGAAAUGCAAAAGCUGAACGAAGAAGCUGCUGUGACCAAACGCUCUAUGAAAAGAUCAGUUAUGCAGUUUUCAAUGUUUGAUUGGUCAGGAAUCAAAAAACAUGAAGAGAUCCGUCUCGGUGAUGAUGAAGGAAGUAUCCCAACAAUUACGACUGUAAAAAUCAAGUAA
This is a messenger RNA of Trichoplax adhaerens, 900 nucleotides long. RefSeq lists its product as uncharacterized. Lineage: Eukaryota; Metazoa; Placozoa; Uniplacotomia; Trichoplacea; Trichoplacidae. The transcript has 8 exons. Gene Ontology annotation, molecular function: protein binding. The record is from RefSeq and is a predicted model, not a curated record. Bases 1 to 900 code for a protein of 299 amino acids.